CAUGUUGAAGAUGUCUGGCCUCAACAUUUCACGUUGAUUUAAUCAAGUUAUCUUAUCCGAGAGUAAUAAGAGUAUUGUGUUGUUCAAACGUGUUCUGCUAGUUUAACCGAUUUCAACAAAAGGGCUGAAAAGCCGUUUAGACGCCACUGAGUUGUACCCUCUGGGAUCCGGCUACGUCCCUGAAAUUGACAGUGUCCAUGACAUAUCAGUUGGCACAAAGAGGGGAUCUGACGAACUCUUUUCUUCCUGCAUAUCCAACGGACCCUAUAUCAUGAACUCAGCCAAUGGCAACGACAGCAAAAAAUUCAAAGGAGAUGUCCGCAGUCCUGGUGUCCCAUCACGUGUGGUCCACGUACGCAAACUGCCCAAUGACAUCAACGAGGCUGAGGUUAUAAGCCUGGGACUGCCUUUUGGGAAGGUCACUAAUCUGCUGAUGUUGAAAGGGAAAAAUCAGGCCUUUCUGGAGCUUAACAGUGAAGAGUGUGCACAGACGAUGGUGAGCUACUAUUCUUCUGUCACUCCUGUCAUCAGAAACCAACCCAUUUACAUGCAGUACUCGACUCAUAAGGAGCUCAAGACAGACAACUCUCCUAACCAAGUGCGUGCCCAGGCAGCUCUGCAGGCAGUCAACGCCCUGCAUGGAGGUGGAAUGGCGAGUAUGGCCAUCCCUACAGAUGCAAGCAGUAUGGCAGGAGGCGUAGCCCAAAGCCCUGUUCUCAGAGUCAUUGUGGAAAACCUUUUCUACCCCGUCACCCUGGACGUCCUGCAUCAGAUUUUUUCAAAGUUUGGAACUGUGCUCAAGAUCAUCACUUUUACCAAGAACAACCAGUUCCAGGCAUUGAUCCAGUAUGCUGAUGCCAUGACAGCUCAGCAUGCUAAACUGUCUCUAGAUGGCCAGAACAUCUACAAUGCUUGCUGUACCCUGAGAAUCAGCUUCUCGAAGCUGACAAGCCUCAAUGUCAAGUACAACAAUGACAAAAGCAGGGACUACACCCGCCCUGACCUUCCUACAGCAGAUUCACACCCCUCACUCGACCACCAGACAAUGGCAGCUGCAGCCUUUUCUGCACCGGGUAUAAUCUCUGCUUCUCCCUUUGGUGGAGCUCAUGGCUUCCCCCCAACGUUUGCUUUCCAGCAGGCUGGUCUGUCAGUUCCUGGCAUUCCCAGUGCCUUGGCAUCCCUGGGUAUGGGUCAUACCGGCAUGGCAGCCGCUGCAGCGGCCGCAGCUAGCCGGCUUGGCCUGUCAGGGCUCGGUGCCACUGGGGGGCACAACGUGCUGUUGGUCAGCAAUCUGAACCCUGAGACCGUUACGCCACACUGCCUCUUUAUUCUUUUCGGCGUGUAUGGUGAUGUCAUGAGAGUGAAGAUCCUGUUCAAUAAAAAGGAGAACGCUCUAGUCCAGAUGUCUGAUGGCACACAGGCUCAGCUAGCCAUGAGCCACCUGAAUGGCCAGCGUCUUCAUGGCAGGGCUAUGCGCGUGACGUUGUCGAAGCAUACGACAGUCCAGCUGCCCAGAGAAGGCCAUGAGGACCAGGGUCUUACCAAGGAUUACAGCAACUCCCCACUUCAUCGCUUCAAGAAGCCUGGCUCCAAAAACUACUCUAACAUCUUCCCUCCAUCUGCAACACUCCACCUCUCCAACAUACCACCUUCGGUGAUGGAGGAUGAUCUCAAAAGACUCUUUGCAAGCUCAGGAGCCACAGUCAAAGCCUUCAAGUUCUUUCAAAAGGACCGCAAGAUGGCCCUGAUCCAGAUGGGCUCUGUGGAGGAGGCGAUCGAGUGCCUCAUCGAGUUCCACAACCAUGACCUAGGAGAGAACCAUCACCUUCGAGUGUCCUUCUCAAAGUCCACCAUCUGAGUGUCCUUCCUCGCACCCUGCCAACUGAACGCUACUGUUCUUGUUGCCUUCAGUGAAAAUGGCCUUCAUAACAUAUUUAUACUGUUGGUAACUUUUUUUUUUUCAUGAGGAUGUUGCCCAUUUAUUUUCCCUUCGGAUUUAGUUUAGAUUUCAGAUCAGAUCCAUACAAUGUCGUUUCUUGUCCUAAAUACACUAACAGAGCCAAGCUUUUGGUUUUGUUUUAUAUUUUCAUAUUUGAUGUCCAACCCUAGUAGAUGGAUUGUGCCAACUUCAUGCACAAUUUGGUUGUUUUCAAAAUGGGCAGGUUGGCU
This is a messenger RNA of Cyprinodon tularosa, 2169 nucleotides long. It is a transcript of the gene ptbp1a, whose product is annotated as polypyrimidine tract binding protein 1a. The record is from RefSeq and is a predicted model, not a curated record. The transcript is spliced from 16 exons. Bases 272 to 1858 code for a protein of 528 amino acids. Gene Ontology annotation, cellular component: nucleus. Lineage: Eukaryota; Metazoa; Chordata; Actinopteri; Cyprinodontiformes; Cyprinodontidae. Gene Ontology annotation, molecular function: mRNA binding. Gene Ontology annotation, biological process: regulation of RNA splicing; regulation of cell differentiation; mRNA processing.